This is a messenger RNA of Temnothorax curvispinosus, 1533 nucleotides long. It is a transcript of the gene Vps36, whose product is annotated as vacuolar protein-sorting-associated protein 36. The record is from RefSeq and is a predicted model, not a curated record. Lineage: Eukaryota; Metazoa; Arthropoda; Insecta; Hymenoptera; Formicidae. The transcript is spliced from 6 exons. The coding region runs from base 1 to 1209 and encodes 402 amino acids. Gene Ontology annotation, cellular component: late endosome membrane; ESCRT II complex. Gene Ontology annotation, biological process: protein transport to vacuole involved in ubiquitin-dependent protein catabolic process via the multivesicular body sorting pathway. Gene Ontology annotation, molecular function: ubiquitin binding; phosphatidylinositol-3-phosphate binding.
AUGAACAGGUUCGAAUACGCUGAUUCUCGGUUUAUGCCAAACGAGGUUUAUGUGAGACGUGAUAUGGUCGUGCGCCUCUACGACGGUGACACAAAGACAAAUUUCGAAAAUGGUGAAUUAAUCCUAACCAGUCACAGAAUACUCUGGGGCAGGCCUGGCGAUAUACCACGAGGUAAUACCUGCUUGUCAUUGUCACUUAGACAUAUCGUUUUCUUCGAAGAGGAAAAUCCUGGUCCGUUUUCCUUCGGGCGUAGUAAGAAGAUUGUGCUACAUCUGUCUGAACCUGCAGUUGAUAAGAUGCCUGGUCCAACGGAUAAUAGCUUGUACAAUUAUGUUAAAUUGUCAUUCAAAGAAGGUCUCGAUCCAAAUUUUAUAACGCAAUUGUCCGAUACCAUUAUGAGACAAAUGUGGGAGUUUGCUCCUGCUCCUGGAUUAAUCGUCCCCAAUGUACGUGAUAAUCAAGAAAACACAAAACUGCCACCUCGCAUAAAAACCCGAACGGGUAUUAUAGGUAUUGAAAGAAGUCUACAAGAGAAGCAGAAAGAAACUGACGAAAGUAUAUCAUUGGCAUUUCAAGAUCUUACGAAGCUUAUGGAUAUGGCUAAAGAUAUGGUGGCCAUCUCAAAGACCAUUUCGGCUAAAAUAAGGGCAAGACAAGGAGAUAUAACGGAGGAUGAAACUGUCAGAUUUAAGGCUUACUUAAUGAGCUUAGGUAUCGACGAUCCAGUAACGAGAGAUGCGUACAAGAGUAGCAACGAGUACUUGGAACAAUUAGCGAAACAGCUUGCAUCUAUCUUGGAAGAGCCGAUAAAGGAAGUCGGCGGCAUGAUGACACUCACAGACGUUUACUGUCGUGUGAAUAGAGCGAGAGGUUUGGAACUUUUAUCUCCUGAGGAUUUAUUACACGCCAGCAGACAAUUGGCGCCCUUAGGUUUACCAAUUGUGUUGAGAAGUUUUGAUAGCGGUGUUAUGGUACUUCAAAUUCGUUCUCACGACGAUAAUGCUGUCAUAGAUCGUAUAACGGAAUUGUUGAAAGAAAAAGGACCUAUGACGGCCGAAGAUCUUGCACAAUCAGAGGGUAUAUCGGUAUUAUUAGCACGCGAACGAUUGCUAGUCACGGAGAAGCACGGCAAAGCCUGCAGGGACGAUUCGAUAGAAGCUCUGAGAUUCUAUCCCAAUCUAUUUUUAGAGGAAAUAUCUAGUGAAUAAUUUUAAGCUAUCACAAAUAUACAAUUGAUUGCCUUUUUGAACUAAUGUUGGCCGCCAUCGUGUAACACCAACGCUUCAAAGUUUUAUAUAUUUUUUAAGUUUUCAUAUGUCCAAAAUAUGCAGUUAAAUUAAACGCUGUUAAAAUUUAAUUAUCUUGUCAAAUAUAAAUAAUACUUAUUUUUAAUUAUUUACUUCUUUAUAACGUUAUAAAUUUAUGUAAUUUUUUUUUUACAACUUCAACCUAUUAAUGUAAUAAUUACUUCCCUGGUAAGAUUCACAAACAUUGUAUGAAAAGAUACCUAUAUAAUCGUAUAAUAAUAUAUU